Messenger RNA from Strongylocentrotus purpuratus (purple sea urchin), 660 nucleotides. RefSeq lists its product as uncharacterized. The coding region runs from base 76 to 660 and encodes 194 amino acids. The transcript is spliced from 2 exons. The record is from RefSeq and is a predicted model, not a curated record. Lineage: Eukaryota; Metazoa; Echinodermata; Echinoidea; Camarodonta; Strongylocentrotidae.
CAGAGAACACAGGAAAUUCUCUUCUCAGGAAGCAGUCUAUAUUACGACUGAAUUAUAAAAAUAUACAGCAAAAGUAUGAUGACCAUCUUGCGAAAAUCUAAGACAUCGCUCUUCCUGGUGACAUUUGUAGGAGCCGUAACUAUCAUCGUCGGAAUUUUAUGUGGUUUGCAGACACGCCCAGGCCACAGACGAGCCGAGUUUUCGCUGUCGGUAGAUGAUAAUACAGAGGAUGAUUCGUCAUCCCAAUCACAUUUUGCCAGAACAGGAUGUGUAAAAAAGGUACAUAUAUGGGGCAGCGAGAGAGAAAUGAGUCAUGUAGCAGAACUGGGGAAAUACAUGGACAUUUUCCAAAAAAGUAAUCUACCUUUAGAUGCUACGGGCAUCGAUUGUGUUUCUGAGGGGUACGCCUGUGACAUCGUCCUCACCAUGGGUGGUAAUGUGGACUACCUUGAGGGAAAAGACGCGGUUGUCUUUGGAUUGGUUCCCACGGAGUUCCGCCGGGAAGGGAGUGAACAAUUCAAGAAGUUGUUGGGAUUGCGACCGGCUCCAGGUCAGACGUGGAUAUAUUACAGCACAGAGCCGCCGCUACGUGUACUCAGGUGGACCAGAGACCUCGACCUUAUGCGCCUCAAGUAUCAUGUCCUUAUAUAUGACCUAUGA